This is a messenger RNA of Polyodon spathula (Mississippi paddlefish), 903 nucleotides long. Its product is annotated as high affinity immunoglobulin gamma Fc receptor I-like. Gene Ontology annotation, molecular function: transmembrane signaling receptor activity. Gene Ontology annotation, biological process: cell surface receptor signaling pathway. The transcript has 4 exons. The record is from RefSeq and is a predicted model, not a curated record. The coding region runs from base 1 to 903 and encodes 300 amino acids. NCBI's taxonomy places the organism in Eukaryota, Metazoa, Chordata, Actinopteri, Acipenseriformes, Polyodontidae.
AUGUCAUAUGCUGAGCUGCCCCAGACUACACUCACCCUGGAGCCUCCAUUCCCAGAGAUAUUCACUGGGGAGACAGUUACUCUGAGGUGUGGGGUUGAGGGGAGUUCUGCUGGCUGGAAAUAUCUCUGGUACAAAGACAAUGAGGACACUCCAGUGCUCCAGACUGCUGGCCGCAGUAUAACUGGUGACAGCUACACCAUCACUGCAGCUGCUGUAUCUGACCAGGGCCAGUACUGUUGUCGAGGACGAAGAGCAGAUCAACCAGGUUCCUCUCAGCUCAGUGAUCCUGUGACAGUAACUGUGUCUGAGGGACGACUUAAGCCAGCACUGUCCUGGGAGGGGAGAGGGGGAGAAAUAUUUGAAGGAGACACAGUCAUCCUGAGCUGCUCUGUUCAGCCAAAUUCUAGUGGCUGGAGAUAUCUGUGGUACAAAGACAGGCAGGGAGCUCCAGUGCACCAGAGUAACAGCAGCAGUGGAUCUGGAGCCGGAUUCACAAUCAGUGCUGCAGCUCUGUCCCACAGUGGAGAGUACUGGUGUCGAGCUGGACGGGGCAGUAACACGUUUUACUCACAAUACAGCGAUCCCAUCUGGGGAAAUGUAACUGCUCUUUUCUCCAGGGUGACUCUGACAGCAUCUCCAGGAGCCACAGUGAAGGAGGGAGAGGCUCUUAACCUGACCUGUGAGGCAGCAGUGAACAAAACCCCCUGCCCUGAACUGCACUUCAGCAUUGUGAGAGACGGGGAGCCUGUGACUAACAGCACUGACUCUGCACUGUACAGCACAACCAGCACUGAGAAGAGCCACGCUGGGAGCUACACGUGUGCUGUGGAGUCACAGGGAGUGAGGAAGAGCAGCCAGGAGUUACACAUUGAAGUGCAAAGUAAGAUUACAAACCCGUCCUGA